AUGCCUAGUGAAAUUAUUACGUUACAACUUGGACAAUGUGGAAAUCAAAUUGGUAUGGAAUUUUGGAGACAACUAUGUGCUGAACAUGGUAUUAGCCCUGAAGGAAAAUUAGAAUCAUUUGCAACUGAAGGUUCAGAUCGAAAAGAUGUCUUUUUUUAUCAAGCAGAUGAUCAACAUUAUAUUCCACGUGCAGUUUUACUUGAUCUUGAACCUCGUGUUAUUGAUGGUAUUAUGAAAUCACCAUAUAAACAUUUAUAUAAUCCUGAAAAUGUUUAUAUAUCCAAAGAUGGUGGUGGUGCUGGUAAUAAUUGGGCACAAGGUUUUUAUCAAGGUGAAAAAUUGUAUGAAGAAAUAUUUGAUAUUAUUGAUCGAGAAGCUGAUAAUGGUGACUCUGUUGAAGGUUUUGUUCUUUGUCAUUCUAUUGCUGGUGGUACAGGUUCUGGUAUGGGUAGUAAUAUUCUUGAAAAACUUAAUGAUCGAUUUCCAAAAAAAUUAAUUCAAACUUAUUCUGUCUUUCCUAUGACAAAUGAAGUAGCAGAUGUUGUUGUUCAACCAUACAAUUCAGUAUUAACACUUAAACGAUUAACUGAAAAUGCUGAUUGCACAGUUGUAUUAGAUAAUACAGCAUUAAAUCGUAUAGCUACUGAACGUCUUAAAAAGACUACACCAACACUUGCUGAACUUAAUCAAUUAGUAUCAACAAUUAUGUCGGGUAGUACUUCAACACUUCGAUAUCCAGGUUAUAUGAAUAAUGAUUUAAUUAGUUUAAUAUCAUCACUUAUUCCUACACCUCGUUUACAUUUUCUUAUAUCUGCUUAUACUCCAUUAACAUCAGAUAAUACAGAAUCUGAAGUACGUAAAACAACUGUUCUUGAUGUAAUGCGUCGUUUAUUACAACCGAAAAAUGUUAUGGUAACAACAGCAGCUCGUGAUCGUAAUGUAACACAUUGUUAUGUUUCAAUAUUAAAUAUAAUUCAAGGUGAAGUUGAUCCAUCGGAGGUUCAUAAAAGUUUAAUGCGUAUUCGUGAACGAAAAUUAGCUGAUUUUAUACCAUGGGGUCCAGCUUCAAUUCAAGUAGCUCUUUCAAAAAAAUCACCUUAUAUUACAACACAACAUCGUGUUAGUGGACUUAUGCUUGCUAAUCAUACAGGCAUUUCAUCUUUAUUUGAUCGUAUUUGUGACCAUUAUGAUAAAUUAAUUAAACGUGAAGCAUUCGUAGAAAAUUUUCGUCGAUUACCUAUGUUUAAAGAUAAUCUUGAUGAAUUUUAUGAUUCACGUGAAGUUGUGCAACAACUUAUGGAUGAAUAUCGUGCAGCAACUACAAAAGAUUAUGUUAAUUUUGGUAAUUUACAAGCCGGACAAACUGAACAGACAUAG
Rotaria sordida is the source of this 1377-nucleotide messenger RNA. The record is from the annotation of a GenBank genome assembly. Lineage: Eukaryota; Metazoa; Rotifera; Eurotatoria; Philodinida; Philodinidae.